Puntigrus tetrazona (Sumatra barb) is the source of this 3590-nucleotide messenger RNA. Its product is annotated as regulator of G protein signaling 9 binding protein. Gene Ontology annotation, cellular component: neuron projection. The transcript is spliced from 9 exons. Lineage: Eukaryota; Metazoa; Chordata; Actinopteri; Cypriniformes; Cyprinidae. The record is from RefSeq and is a predicted model, not a curated record. Gene Ontology annotation, biological process: G protein-coupled receptor signaling pathway. Bases 1962 to 2726 code for a protein of 254 amino acids.
CACAUGCCCGCAAAAACAAAUCACAUGGGGUGAGAAUUCACUAGAACGACCAGAAACAAAAUGACAAAUAAGUCUCAGACACAACUCGAGGGUUACUAAACCCUGUAAGUUAGGUUUGUUCAAGGCUCCUCCCCGUUGAAAGCAGCACACUCAAAAAUAUACAAAUACUACAUAAACAAAAGAUCUCUUCUAAACCUCCCUGAGAUCUCCGCUACAAAACCCUCGAAUCACUAACACAGUGACACCGAAGAUGGAAAGAAAAGUGUUCAUCUGUGCUGUGUUUGUCUGCUUGCUGAUACUAGGGCAUGAGACAUCAUCCGGUGACCAAGGCACAACCAGUUCUGAGGAUUUCAAUGAUUUCACACUUCUGUCAUACACUCCCUCAAAGAGAGGUUCUGUUACUGGAAAUAAUUCUGAGGAGAUGACUAACCAAACUCUAAAUGCAAAUACAACCCAAGAAAGAAUUUUGGAAACGACCGUUGCACCGGACCACGCAGAGAACGAUGGAAAACAAAAUGACACAUAAGUCUAGACACAGCUCAAGGGUUACUAAACCCUGAAGACAAGUUAUGAUUAAAGAACAAUUGUAAAGACAAGAGAAUUGGAAAACCACCUGUUUAACAGUUGAGAAAUAACACGCUUCAGUGAUUGUUGAACAAAUUGCCUUUGUAUUGUACAAUAUGCAGCGUUCACAUGUAAAAGAUGUGUCUGUGUGAAUGUACAGGAAAAAAGAAACCCAACUCAUGAUCAUAAUGACUGUGCUCUAUCCUUAUCAAAAGUGUCAUUUUUAUAAUUUGGGAAUAAUGUUGAACUAUUACACUGUCCACUGAGGAAGUUGUUCCUGGGUUAAAACUUUGAAAUAACAUCUCUAUCUGUAAUCAUCUGAAACUUUGUUAGUCUGCAUGUCAUUUGUUCCUAUAUGUAUAGUAACAAACCUACAAAACUACUAAUGUAAAAUGGAAAGAGAAUCUGAUUUAUAAUUUCUCGGGUAGAGGUUUAAACCCUAAGGCUAGAAGUUGUAGAUUAAAACCUGUUGAUAAUUUAGACCUGUUACUUCUUACAUUCAUGUGUUUGUAUUUUCUAUCAAAUCAUUUCAAAUAUUGUCCAAAAUGAUAUUCUAUAUGUUACUCAAAAAAGGAUUUGCACCUGUAUGGUCUGUAUGGUCGUGGUUAAGACGGGAUAACCAGAUCAAUCUAGCAGAUAUAUUUCAGGGAUUAUUUUAACAUGCCCUUAAUCCAAUUUGACCCGAGACAGAGGAGACUAACAAUUACCUGAUUAAUCCUUGCUUACAUUUUUUUAUAUUUUUAUUGCACAUGUUUAGAUUAAAACCUUAGAUUCUUUUUACUGGACUUCAUUUUGUGUAAGCGUGUGACAAAUAAGCAGUGUCAGCCUGCACAUGUUGGUCGACCGUUAUAAGAAACGCAGGAAACACUGGAACACUGCUUGACCCUCGGGGCCUGUCCUGUCAUUCAGGCACACACACACAAACAGAAAGGAGAGAGAAAGAAAGACAGAGUGAUGGAGGAACGGUGGUCCUGGAGGAGCUAGUGACGUACUCGGGCCCCAGCAUCUCCGCAACUCUCAGCAGCCUGUAAUGAGCUUAACCACACGGCUUCAGUGCAAAGGGGUCAAUCGCUCGGAUUACCACACUCCACUUUCACAUCACAAUGAUUCGCACCUCUCUGUUUUUAUGCUCUCUCUCUUUUUUUUGGAAACCAUUGUAACCUUGACUUUUUGUAAUCUUUAUUUUCCUUUUUAAGAUUUUUAUUUCUGUGAAUGAAAAUUGAUACAUUAAGCUUUCAAAGGUUCAGAGAGGACCGGGAGAUCAAAUAUGGACCGUAGUAUGCUCCAGCUGAGACAAAAGGUGUUUGAAGGGUUGAAGGGUCUAAUCUAAAGUUUGGGGUGGAUGGUAGCUUUUGGAGCAGGGAUUCUCCCUUGUUAUCUUUAAAAAACACAACCCAAUGCCACUGUGCAACAACAAGGUCGCUGACGAUGGAUCUUCAGCACAGCCACUGCAUGAAGGAAAAGCAAUGGUGGACUCCCUCAUCAAGGUGGUGGCAUGUUACCGACACUUGGCCUCCUGUGUUGGUGGAUGCACGGACAACUCCAGCCUACGACGUGAUCUUCGGCAAACACGAGAGCGAGCCCAGAUGCUAGCUCUGUCCUGCAGAAACCACCUGACGGCUCGACUGAGGGAUAAAACAUUACCGGAGACGGAGAGGAAGGAAACAGAGCUGCUGUGGGUGGCGUUCUCUUCUUCUUUGGAGCUCUUACACGCAGACAUGUGCAAGGUUUUCACCAUGGUCAAGCACUUCUCCCUUGCCAAAAACAGUGCCAUGGUGCAAACAGGCAUACAGGGGGGGACGACAGAGGUGGCGGCACGGGCCUUGAGCCUGCCUGACCUGCAGGAGGCCGGGGACGGGUCCCAGACAUCCAGCAUGGAGGGUCAGGAGCAGAGUCAGCUGGAGCAGGAGAUCGCGCAGGUGGACCGUACGCUGGAGGACAUGGAGCUGAAGGUCAAUGUGCUGCGCUGGACAGUGGAGGCGCUGGGUCCUCAGCACGCUGACCCCGUCAGCACCGACAGCGCUUCACUAGCACUGCUGUCCAUCGACGAAGAGGCAGCUCAAGGCUUCUGCAGUCGCAGCCAGAUGUUUGCAGUUAUGACGCUGUGCGGUGUGGCGAUCUUUGCUGUGGUGCUAUCAGUGUGUGUGGUGUUCCUGGUCUAAAGACUUGUGAUCAGCUUGGUUAUGCAGGAUUUCUUUCCUUUCCAGAGGUCACUUCAAUUGUGUUCAGCCAAACAUCAACAGUAUGUAUACUUAUUAACUAUGUAACAGUUCAUAACUGUUGAUUUCAAGCCUGUAAGUCCCUUUACACAUCAAAAAACUGCCAUUAACUUUGGGUGUGUGAUCUUUUAUUGCAAAAGAGAAUGAAUGAAACUUCACUCUAAUGCAGAAGUGAAAUGUGAAAUUUGUGCAAGUAGUAAAAUCUGAUUUACUGUCUGAUUUGUGAUGUUUUCUAAUGAUGUACUUUCAGGAAUUUAUAAGCUGGUUUAGCAUGCUGUACCUUUAGAUCUCAUCAUUUGUUUUAGUUAUGACUAUAGCAAAUACAUUAUCGGCACUCAGACAAGAUUUUCUCCUGACUAUUACAUAGGAAGUUAGAUGUAUUAGAUUCUGAAAACACCACCAACAGAAAUACAUAGGGCUUUAAUGUUAUCCACAUGUUUUUAUGUAAUGUGACUUCUAAUUAUUUAGUUUACAUCAAAUGUUUAGAAACCUGGUACAAUAGUCAGAAACGAGAACCGUUUGUUGUUAGUUAUAGUUAACUCCAUUACUGCUCAGUCACUAAUAAUAAAACAGUAAAGGUUAAUUAAUAAUAAAAUAUAGAAAAUGUUUACAGAAAAUGAAUAUUGUUAUUACCUCAAUUUAAAGGUUGCUUUUUCAAAGAGAUUUGAAAAAGAUUAUUCCAGUGGUGUUAUUUUGAGAUCAGUUGAUAAUCAUUUUGUUUUCCGUCAUGCACUGUAAUUUCUUUACUUACCAAUAACUAAUGAAUAUUAUAUUUUGUAAAAGAAACAAAAUAAAUGCAUUUUUAAA